Mesorhabditis spiculigera is the source of this 510-nucleotide messenger RNA. Lineage: Eukaryota; Metazoa; Nematoda; Chromadorea; Rhabditida; Rhabditidae. The record is from the annotation of a GenBank genome assembly.
AUGUUGAAAUUACAAUGCUUAAUUUUCUAUUAUUUUCUUUGCCAAAUUGGGGCCCAGAAUAUCGAGCUAACUACUGUAAUUUUGCCAGUAACGACGACGAAUAAUUCAUCUCCAGCGCCAACAGCAAGCAGUUCAGCCUCAAACUCCACGCAAAAUGGGUUGACCUCCUUGCUGCCGCUCAACCUCACGACGACGCAGAUUCCGACGAUUUCAGCGAUAACUGCAAACACGACCCUAAACUCGCUGGGAACUACUUUGAACGCUUCUGCGACCAGUUCACUUCCGACGGAUCUACCUAGGACAUCGACUACUGUAUUACCAACGCAAAUACCAGGGAAUAUUACCACUCCUCCUCCACUUCCGACACCCGCCCCGCAAAGCGCCAGCUUCAACUGGGCGCUUUUUAUCGGCGGCUUCGUCCUCUGCGUCUCGACCCUGUGCCUGUGCCUCUUUGGCUAUCGAAUGUUCAUCCAUCGCGUCGAGGAGAACGUCGCCUACAGCUACACGCGU